Molecule: messenger RNA, 1230 nt
Organism: Eremothecium gossypii ATCC 10895
Lineage: Eukaryota; Fungi; Ascomycota; Saccharomycetes; Saccharomycetales; Saccharomycetaceae
Exons: 1
Coding region: 1-1230 (409 amino acids)
Cellular component (GO): cytoplasm
Molecular function (GO): GTP binding; ATP hydrolysis activity
Source: RefSeq, marked provisional
AUGCCGCGAGAUCCGCUGAUAGGAAUCGUUGGCAAGCCCUCUAGCGGCAAGUCAACGACACUGAACUCGCUCACGGACGCCAGCGCAGCCGUGGGGGCGUUUCCGUUCACGACCAUCGAGCCCAACCGGGCCACGGGCUACCUACAGGUGGAUUGCGCGUGCUCGCGGUUCGGGAAGCAGUCGCUCUGCAAGCCCAACUAUGGCUGGUGCGAGGAUGGGAAGCGCCACGUGCCCAUCAUGCUCCUGGACGUGGCCGGCUUGGUGCCCGGCGCGCACUCCGGGCGCGGCCUCGGCAACAAGUUCCUGGACGACCUGCGGCAGGCAGACGCCCUGAUCCACGUCGUCGACGUCAGCGGCACCACCGACGCCGAGGGCAAGACCACGCGCGGCUACGACCCCCUGCAGGACAUCGACUGGCUCCAGGACGAGAUCCGCCUGUGGAUUGAGGGCAACCUGCUCAAGCGCUGGGGCUCCAUCGUGCGCAAGCACACGGCCACGCGCGCGUCGGCCGUUGAGACGCUGCAGGCGCAAUUCGGCGGCUACGGCGCCAACGCAAAGCUCGUUGCCCGUGCCCUCGCACUCGUGCCCGACCUGCCGCCACUCGAGCACUGGGACGCCGCCUGCGUCACACGCGUCGUGCGCGCCUUUAUGGCCGUCAAGUUCCCCACCGUCCUCGCACUCAACAAGAUUGAUCACCCCGACGCAGACAAAAACGUCUCCAAGAUCCUCCUGCGCCACCCCGACACGCCCGCCGUGCUCACCUCCGCCAUCACCGAGGUCUUCCUGCGCAAACUCGACCGCCAGGGCUUCGUGCGCUACCAGCGCGGCACCGAGUUCGUAGACACCGCCGAGGACGACCCCGCCCUGCGCCCGCUGGACGAAAAGCUGUCCCACCGCAUCGAGAACGUCCGCGACCUGAUCCUCUACCGUUUCGGCUCCACUGGCGUCAUGCAGGUCCUGCAGGCCGCCGCCGCCACCCUGGACCUCGUCCCAGUCUACACCGUCAAGAACAUACAUACCUUCGCGGGCGGCAGCGGCCCCCACGUCUUCCGCGACUGCUUCCUGGUUAAGCGCGGGACUUCUGUUCGCUCUGUAGCCCGUCUCAUCAUGGGCGACGUCACUAUAGCCGCCAUUGAGACCGUUGGUGGUGUCCGCGCUGCGGAAGACGACCCGGUCGCGCCCGGACAAAACGACAUCCUCUCCUUCAAGCUGGCGCCAAGAAGCCUGUGA